This is a messenger RNA of Lactuca saligna, 399 nucleotides long. The record is from the annotation of a GenBank genome assembly. Lineage: Eukaryota; Viridiplantae; Streptophyta; Magnoliopsida; Asterales; Asteraceae.
AUGUUCUUUAGCAUUCUAGGGCAUCGAUUCCAAGGUUCAGAAGCCAAGUUCGUAAGAAGGGCUGCCUUUUUAAAACAUAAUUUAUGGAUCUCACCGUAUACUUGUGGUGAGGAUUUCCCUGGAGGAGAAUUUCCCAACCAAAACUUGUGUGUUGGUGAAGGUCUGGCUUCAUGGGUCCAGCAAAAUCGAUCUCUUGAAGAAACAGACAAUGUAUGUAUUUGGGAUAACUCAUGUCCUAGGUUGGAAGAUUGGUAUGUGAUCCCAGUGGUACGGAUUGGGUAUAUGCUUCAGCCACAUGGGUUCUUUAACUGCUCUCCUGCAGUGGAUGUGAAGGAGGGCCAUGUGAAAUUGACAAUUGCCCCCAAGUCGAUUUCAAAUGGGUUGAUAGCCAUGCUUUGA